AUGGUGUACUCAGCGAAGGAGUUUAGGGUUGUUUUUGAACUGCUACUGCAUGAGGCGAUCGAUGCCUGUGUUCCUAUCUUUGUAAGGAUGGACAAAUUGGGUGUUGAUAACCUCUCUGUGGUGAAGCACCAUCCCGCGGUGGCCAUGCGUUUGCGUACACUCACCAACGUACUGGACCUGGUCGGCCAUUUCGGUCCGUCAGCUGUGGGCUACCUCGUCGCGGCUCUGCGGAAGACCGAGCCACACGUGAGCUUCCGGCACGUGUUGGGAUUGAUGGAUGAAGGGGGCUCAGCUAAGGUGGCUCCUGAUCUCUUCAAUAGUGGUCUUAAGGAGGGGCGGCUCUACCAGGCUGCGGCAUUGCUACUGUUGGUACAGUACUCUGCUGGGCCUGAUACAGCACGAAGGGAUUAUGCCUUGCCGCUCCUCAAGGCGGCUCUGGAUAGCGGUGAUAAGGCUCUGGCCGAGCAGUGUGUUCGCUUCUACUCAGCAAUGGGGUCUGGUCAUCCGGUUGAAGUAGUGGAGUGUAUUAGAGAACACUGUGUGAAAUUGGUGAAGGAUUGCAAUUGGGUGGAGCUCCUCAGUUGCUUGGGUAUUGACGGUACUGUGAGGGAGUUCUUGGACGGCGUUACUGAGCCAGAAAUGAUCAGCUUCGACACAGUGGUCCAGUCCCUGCGGAGAUUGAUGCUGUGUGAUAGACCCCCGGAGGAGGCGCCUGGUAAUGAUGUUGGUAUAGUAUGCUUAGCAGAGGAUAGCGGUGAUGAUGCUGUGUUAGAUGAAGGGUCCCCUGUGGAUGAUGCGGGUCUGACUGUGUCUCGACGGCUUUUCUCCCUCCUCCUCUCCCUGGGCUGGUCCCGUCAUAUCCUCGCUAUGUGCGUGGCCUCGAGAGAUCCCCGGUCGCUGGCAUUUGCUAUGGCCAAGGACCCGGUGGUGAAGGAGAUGUACAAUGUAAAGCGGGCUCAGACUGGUGACCAGCCUCGGGGCUACGAGGAGUGGUUGGAGGCAUCUUUGGAGUGCGACUCGGCGGAAGAAUCCUCGGAGGUGGAUGAGUCGGGGAGUGAGAGUGAUGAAGGCUCCACCCAGUUGCCGAGUAAGGGCUUCAUUAUGGAUAACUACCCAUGGAAGAUCCUUGAGUCUUCUCCGCGAAUAGCGCUCGCCUCGACGAUCGAUCCGGAGGUCUGGGGCGGCCUUGAGUUUGUAGUUGUACUGCUUUUCCGAAGUGGACGGUUUGCUGGGUGUGUGUGGGAUGAAGAUGGCAAGAUAGUGGAACACACUACGUUUAAGAAGUACACGGUCCGACGGAAACAGGGCGGAGCUCAGCGGAACUUCGAGCAGGCCAAGUCGAUGGGGGCAUUCAUGAGGCGAACGCAGGACGCCAAGAUCCGACAAGAUGUGUCGGAGGUGGUAUCUGAACGGUGGAGGGAGUACUUGGGUAGCCCCAAGGCGCUGGUGUUUGUCGGGUCCCCACGGCAGGACCAAAACUCCAUCUUUGUGGGCCCGUUGAAAGCUGGGUAUAAGGACACUAGGGUUGCUAAGGUGCCAUUGAGUUUUAGGGCACCAACGUUCACUGAGGUUUUGCGUGUGUAUAAUACUCUUAUGCGGAUCAUGGUAGAAGGCUCCGCUGAUGGUAAUGACUGA
Molecule: messenger RNA, 1635 nt
Organism: Perkinsus marinus ATCC 50983
Lineage: Eukaryota; Perkinsozoa; Perkinsida; Perkinsidae
Exons: 3
Coding region: 1-1635 (544 amino acids)
Source: RefSeq, a predicted model, not a curated record